UGUAGAUUUUCUGGUUUCUCUACUUGAAACAAAAAAUGGGUUUGCAGAGAUCAAUAGACGGGCAGACAAAGAGCUCAACACCGAAACUAAUGGAAGAAAGCUACGAGGAAGAGGAAGAAGAAGACGAGCAUGGAGACACUCUCUGUGGAAGCUGUGGAGGUAAUUACACAACUGAUGAGUUCUGGAUUUGCUGUGAUGUUUGUGAACGCUGGUACCACGGGAAAUGCGUGAAGAUAACACCAGCUAAAGCAGAGAGCAUCAAGCAGUAUAAAUGCCCGCCUUGCUGUGCUAAGAAAGGAGGAAGACAGUGAUGGUGAUGAAUUGAUGAUGAUGACCUUCUCAAAGAGACUCUGGCUCUUCUUCUUAUGUUUUAAUCGAUAUGUUAAUCAACU
Molecule: messenger RNA, 392 nt
Organism: Camelina sativa (false flax)
Lineage: Eukaryota; Viridiplantae; Streptophyta; Magnoliopsida; Brassicales; Brassicaceae
Source: RefSeq, a predicted model, not a curated record